CGCCGUAAAGCGCCGGGCCAUGGCGGCCGCCCGGGUGCUGCGGGCCGGUGGCUGUUACCGCCACCACCCCCUCGCCUCCGCUUCCUCCUCCGCCUCCUCCGGCAGCGGCCGCGCGGCUGAGCGCGGGGAGCGGCCGGACAGCGUGGGCCUGGGUUUCCGUCCCCCCGCGCACUCUCGCAGGGACUGGAUCGGGCCCCCGGACAAGCACUCCAACCUGCGCCCCGUCGUCUUCUACGUGCCCCCCGAGGAGUCGGCGCUGGAGCGGCGCCUGCGGGAGGCGCGCCAGGAGGCGCAGGCCAGCAACCAGCGCUUCUGGGCACGGCACAACCGCGCCUUCCGCCAGGAAAAAGAAGAAUUUAUUUAUUCAAGACUGAAAGCCAAGGGUCUGGAAAUGAGAGAUGAAUCAGGUCAAAAAGCAACGCUGAAUGCAGAAGAAAUGGCUGACUUUUACAAGGACUUUCUAAGUAAAAAUUUAAAAAAGCAUUUGCAGUACAACAGGGACAGUGACUCAACCACCUCCCUGAGCAGCCUGUUCAGCUGUCUGACAACCCUUCUGGUGAAGAAAUUAUUCCUCAUAUCUCAACUUCCACUGGUGCAACUUGCAGCCAUUUCCUCUCCGUUGCUUGUGACUUGAGAGACCAACUCUCACCUCUCCAGAACCUCCUCUGGGGUGGUUGCAGAGAGCAGGAACAUUCCAGCAGUGACCUCCCUGUCCUUCCUGAACUGAGGGGCCCAGAACUGCACCCAGCAGCUGAGCUGUGGCCUCACCAGUGCUGAGUACAGGGGAGUGGUCAUUGCCCUGCUCCUGCUGGCCACACCAUUGCUGACACAGGCCAGGAUGGCUUUGGCCUUCUUGGCCACCUGGGCACACUCCUGCCUCAUGGUCGGACACUGCUGACAGGACCUCAGCUUGCCCUUGUUGAUCCUCACACCAUUGGCCUUGGCCAUUAAUCCAGCCUGUCCAGAGCCCUCCAGCAGAUCACACUCCUGCCCAGCUUGGUGUCCUCUGCAGACUGAGGGUGUCCUGGAUCCCCUCAUCCUGGCCAUUGAUAAAGAUAUUGAACAGAAUUGGCCCCACACCGCUCCCUAGGGAACGCUGCUUGUGACAGGGUGCUAAAUGGAUGCAGCACCAUUCACCAGCACUCUGGGCUCAGCCAUCCAGACAGUUUUUAACAGUGAAGAGUGCACCCAUCCAAGCCAUGAGCAGCCAAUUUCUCUGGGAGAAUACUGUGGAAAACACUGUCAAAGCUUUACUGAUGUCUAGAAGGCAACAUCCACAGCCUUCCCCUCAUCCUCUCUGCAGGUCAGGAAGGACAUUGGGUCAGUCAAGCAGGACCUUCCAUGUGGUCAUUCUCAGGCACUUCUGUGGUUUUCAACACAUCAAUGUCCCUCGUGUCACUGCUGCCACAUGGAAAUCCAUCCCCAGUCUCCAUGAGACAACAGAUGAAAGGACCUCCCCAGCACACCAUCCCUCAGACACUGGCAUGUUGCCCCGGGCUAUCUCCAGCCCUGGUUUUAUCCUUUUCCCGCUACAAAUUCAUUAGGAUUCUGUGUGGAGUGCUGAGUCCCUUCAUCUAAAACCUAUUGAGGGAGUGAGGUAUUUAUCUAUUUGGUAAGUGUUGAGGUCUGAUUUAAAUAGAUUCAUAAUAUCUAAUAGAACCACUGUGAAAAGAUGUUAUUAAAAUUAAUCUGUCUGAAAUUUUGAAUCUCAUUACUAAAAACCACAUGCAUUUACUGAGAUAAUUACAUUUUCUGAACAGCCAAAAGCCAUAUCAUUUUCACCAGUGUUGCAUUACUUUUGUUGGGUUUUAUCCUUGACUCAGAGCAAUUGCAAUAACACCAGCUGCUUUUAGAUAUUAUUGAUCAUAAAACCUUUAGACAUCAAAGGAAAGCUAAGGAGAUGCCAAAGACUACUAAAAAUAAAAUUUUUAUGUAUACAAAAGUCUGCUACAGUAACUGAAGCUGGUGAAAUAGAUCAAAGAGUGACUUUUCUGUGCGCAUCUUCUGAAUAUAGGAAAAAUACAGGGGAGUGUUCUUAUCAUUUAAGUAUUUAGCUAAUCCUGUCAGAAGGAACAGCAGUAGUUCAUAUUCAGUAGUGUCAGCAUGUGUCUUUUUAGUCUCUCUCAUGUGCUCAGUAAGUCCACAAUAAAGCAACAGUAUUUUGGUAAUAUGCAAAUAGUUUUAGUUUGUAUUAACUUGAGGUGGUUUUUUUUUGAUAGUCUGUGUGGCAUUUUGCUAUUCACUGAAUUUCUCUGUUGGACCAUUAAUUUUGAUAGAAUACGAGAGAAGAAAGAGGAAGUGUCAAAUGGGAAUUAAGCUGCAGACUGACUAAAGGCUGGGUUCAAAGUGAU
Molecule: messenger RNA, 2351 nt
Organism: Camarhynchus parvulus
Lineage: Eukaryota; Metazoa; Chordata; Aves; Passeriformes; Thraupidae
Product: apoptogenic protein 1, mitochondrial
Exons: 5
Coding region: 20-634 (204 amino acids)
Biological process (GO): intrinsic apoptotic signaling pathway
Cellular component (GO): mitochondrion
Source: RefSeq, a predicted model, not a curated record